UUGUCUUUUGGCGUUUAUUAUUAUCGCCGCCGGGGACAGUGAAAGAGAAGUGCUUUGAUCUCUCUUCUCCUCAAUCUUUAACGGAGAUUUCUGCUAGGGUUUUGGGUCUUCGUUGAGAGAUCGAAGAUCAUAGGGGGGAGUGAUUGCGAUUUCUCUCUGUCUCUCUUAAUAGGAUGGCAUCAGAGGAUGUGAAAAGCACGGAAUCGGCAGCUGUUUCGACGAUCGUAAACCUGGCGGAGGAAGCGAAGUUGGCGAGAGAAGGAGUCAAAGCUCCGAGCUAUGCUGUCCUCAGCAUCUGCAAGUCUCUUUUCGCCGGUGGCGUCGCUGGUGGAGUGUCACGAACUGCAGUUGCACCUCUGGAAAGGAUGAAGAUAUUGCUUCAGGUCCAAAAUCCACAUAACAUAAAGUAUAGUGGGACAGUCCAAGGGUUGAAGUAUAUUUGGAGAACCGAAGGCCUUCGUGGUUUGUUCAAAGGAAAUGGCACCAACUGUGCUCGUAUUGUUCCUAACUCCGCUGUCAAAUUUUUCAGCUAUGAGCAAGCUUCUAAGGGUAUACUGUACAUGUAUCGCCAGCAGACAGGGAAUGAGAAUGCGCAACUCACUCCUGUUUUACGGCUUGGAGCUGGUGCAACUGCUGGAAUAAUAGCCAUGUCUGCAACAUACCCGAUGGAUAUGGUUCGUGGAAGGCUAACUGUCCAGACUGCAAACUCUCCUUAUCAAUAUAGAGGAAUUGCUCAUGCUUUGUCAACUGUCCUGCGAGAGGAAGGUCCACGGGCCUUGUACCGUGGCUGGCUUCCAUCAGUCAUUGGAGUUGUUCCAUAUGUGGGUUUGAACUUUGCGGUCUAUGAGUCUCUAAAGGACUGGCUAGUCAAAGACAAUCCGUUCGGACUAGUGGAGAACAACGAGCUGACCAUUAUAACGAGACUCUCAUGUGGUGCUAUAGCUGGAACUGUUGGUCAAACCAUUGCUUAUCCGCUCGAUGUGAUUCGUAGGAGAAUGCAAAUGGUUGGAUGGAAAGAUGCUUCCUCUGUUGUUACAGGCGAGGGGAGAAGCAAGCUUGAAUACAACGGUAUGGUUGAUGCAUUUAGGAAGACAGUUCGUCAUGAAGGCUUUGGAGCUUUGUACAAGGGUUUGGUCCCCAACUCAGUGAAGGUUGUACCAUCAAUUGCGAUUGCAUUUGUGACAUAUGAGAUGGUGAAAGACGUUUUAGGAGUGGAGUUUAGGAUAUCAGACUGAGUCCAUUUGAUGAUAUCUUCAAGAAGAGAGAGGGAGAGAGAGGACACUUCUAUUUUUGUAGCCAGAGGAGACAGAAGAGAAGUACAACAUUUUAGGGUCUUUUAUUUGAUCUCCUUUCAGCAUCCAUGGAAGAGAUAAAAGGCUAUAGAGCUUUAGCCAAACUUCUAUUUUUUUUUCUUUCUACUUAUAGGUUGAGUUUUCUUCUGAAUCAAAAUAAGCCAAGAGGCCAACUAUAUCAAACCUAUUUGGUACUGGAGCUUGUGUGUUUUACAAGUUUUUGUUGGGUCUUUUGGUAUUAAGUUAUUAUUAUUGUUAUCACUCUUAUUGGUACUUUGUGGAUUAGUUUGAAUAAUUAUGCUAUUUAUGUAGUUUUCUUACUGAGUU
Raphanus sativus (radish) is the source of this 1619-nucleotide messenger RNA. RefSeq names its product mitochondrial adenine nucleotide transporter ADNT1-like. Gene Ontology annotation, biological process: transmembrane transport. The record is from RefSeq and is a predicted model, not a curated record. The transcript is spliced from 8 exons. Lineage: Eukaryota; Viridiplantae; Streptophyta; Magnoliopsida; Brassicales; Brassicaceae. Bases 174 to 1235 code for a protein of 353 amino acids.